GCCUUAUAUAGACACACUCAGAUGCUGUCUACCCUUGCACACCUCACCCCUCUGAGCAGACACAUACAUACACACAUCACCCAAUACCCUCAUCUAUCCAUCACUAACACAACGCCAUGAGAGCCAGGAUGAGGAUGUUGCUGCUGUGCCUAGCAGCGACUCUUUGUGUGUCAAACGCUCAGACCAACAACGCCAGCAACGACAACAGGCAGCAGCAGCAGCAGCAGCAACAACAGCAGCAGCAGCAGCAGCAACAGCAGCAACAGCAGCAACAGCAGCAACGAAGCGUCUGGGAUGAGCCCAUCAAAUUCAUCACCAAGACCAAAGACUCCUGCACCAUGGUGGUCUCUGGAGUUGGGGACUACACUCGCCUGCGUGUCUCCUGUAAAGGUCAGAGCCAGGGCCAGACUGCUGGACGCUCCUACUACUGCGAUUUCCAGGGCAAACCCAACCUGUGCCGUGCAUACAACCUUAACCCUCGCCACUACUUCACCCAGAUGAUGUGGGACAUGAGGAAGCUGAGUCAUGCCUGCCAGGGACCAAAAGUCUACCGCUCACAGAUGUGCAAGAAAUACCCAGAUGAGGCCCAGAUGACCUUCCUGGCUUCCUGGCCCAAGACCACCGCCCCCAAGCCAUCUAAGCCGGUCCAGGAGCCACGUAAACCUGUGGUGCCAGCCCAGACAAAGCCUGCCACUACUCCUAAACCUGUCAAGCCACAGCCCGUCAAGCCCCAGCCAGGCAAGGGCCCCCAGUCCAAGAAGACCACCCCUAAGCCUGGGAAGACCACUACUCGUCCCACAGAGCAGACUGAUUCCAAAGCAUCCCGCAUGGCCAACGAGUACUGCUGGAAGAGCUUCCAGGGCGUCUGCACCUACUUCAUCAGCUGGUUCCAAAACUGA
Molecule: messenger RNA, 899 nt
Organism: Labrus bergylta (ballan wrasse)
Lineage: Eukaryota; Metazoa; Chordata; Actinopteri; Labriformes; Labridae
Gene: fgfbp2b
Product: fibroblast growth factor binding protein 2b
Biological process (GO): cell-cell signaling
Molecular function (GO): growth factor binding
Source: RefSeq, a predicted model, not a curated record